This is a messenger RNA of Paraphaeosphaeria sporulosa, 956 nucleotides long. RefSeq lists its product as uncharacterized. The record is from RefSeq and is a predicted model, not a curated record. Bases 143 to 871 code for a protein of 242 amino acids. NCBI's taxonomy places the organism in Eukaryota, Fungi, Ascomycota, Dothideomycetes, Pleosporales, Didymosphaeriaceae. The transcript is spliced from 3 exons.
CACCCUCCAGGAUAUCCAGUACACCACUCCCAGCCCCAGCUUUGGCAUCAAGCCGGGAGGCGACCUCAAGGCAGUCAGCCCCAACUUCGACCUGUCCUGCCCUAAAUUCUCCAAUGAAACCUCAACCUCGAGCAGCAACAGCAUGGCAACACCAACGAGCGGUAGCACUUGGAGCACGAGUCGAAGCACUACAGCGACCGCAUCAAGUAGUCAAACAAGUGCUAGCGGUUCAAUCUUUCCUACUCUAACUCUGCGGCCGAUGAGCAGUGUUUUUGUAUGGCCCACGCCCAGACCCUCGUUAGCGGUCAACACCCCGACCAUCAAAAGUCCAGCCAUCAACGGUCCUGCGUCUACGCCCGGAUCCAUGUUUCCUGGAUUCCCUCAGCUAGAUCAACCCAGAGGCCUUACGCCUCCAUUCAUAGCACCUAAUCUAAUUGUGCCGAUCGACUCGUCGGACCCAAGCAAAGUCAUUGGGGACUCUUAUACUGCUCAAGUCUCGCCAACGCGCUCGACCCUAUUCGUGUUUUAUGUUGCCCCGUCGUCUGCCAACACGUGCAAUCUCGUUUUCGCUAUUCCUCCUGCUUUCGACCCUACUUACAUUGCGCCGAUGCAAAUCAACUCACCUGGAGGCAUCUCGAUCUCGCUUCUUGACAAGCCAGCAACUGUCAGGACAAGUGCGAGUUCGGCUGCCGGCGGAACGACUGUGGGUGCGGUGCCUGCACUACAACCAGGGAACAAGUACACGAUUGCAAGUGCGCCAUACGAGGCGGGACAGCAAGUUAGUUACAAGGCUGACUCACUGAAUGGGCUGGAUCUCAGCUUCUUUCAGAUGACGUCGCCGGCCCUGGGUUUGUUUAUAGAGACAACUUGAAGUUUGUGGGUGCGGUUUGCAUGGCUUGGAUUUUGUUCUCUCAUAGUGGUAUUCGUCUUAGAGUUUGAUCGCUGCUGAUGUAAUG